Messenger RNA from Salvelinus fontinalis (brook trout), 1805 nucleotides. RefSeq names its product beta-1 adrenergic receptor-like. The transcript has a single exon. The record is from RefSeq and is a predicted model, not a curated record. Lineage: Eukaryota; Metazoa; Chordata; Actinopteri; Salmoniformes; Salmonidae. Gene Ontology annotation, biological process: norepinephrine-epinephrine-mediated vasodilation involved in regulation of systemic arterial blood pressure; adenylate cyclase-activating adrenergic receptor signaling pathway. Bases 22 to 1401 code for a protein of 459 amino acids. Gene Ontology annotation, molecular function: epinephrine binding; norepinephrine binding; beta3-adrenergic receptor activity. Gene Ontology annotation, cellular component: membrane.
GUCUGACUGACUGUGUAGAGUAUGAACAACCACAGUUCUGGAUCGUACCACCCUCCGGCUGAACUAUUUGUGAUGCCUGUUCUGGUGGUCAUUAUCUUCAUGACGGUUGCUGGCAACCUACUGGUCAUCCUCACCAUCGCCCGCACCCUCCACCUCCAGACCACCACCAACAUCUUUGUCACCUCCCUGGCCUGUGCUGACCUUAUCAUGGGCUGCCUGGUGCAGCCGCUGGGGGCCUCCCUAGUGGUGACAGGGGACUGGCUCCUUAGCGGCACAGCCUGUGAGCUCUGGACAUCCAUGGAUGUCCUCUGUGUGACAGCCAGCAUUGAGACGCUGUGCACCAUCGCUGUGGACCGCUAUAUCGCCAUCACACGGCCUCUCAGGUACCAGUCUCUGCUGGGGAAACGUCAGGCGUGGCUCAUGGUGUGUGUGGUGUGGGGUGUGGCAGCCCUCGUCUCUAUCGUCCCAAUCAUGAGCCAGUCGUGGCGUGCUCAUAAUGACACCGGGAGCACGCAGUGCUACGAGGAGCCACACUGCUGUGACUUCAUUACCAACGUGCCCUACGCCAUCGUGUCCUCUGUUGUGUCCUUCUACGUCCCCCUGCUGAUCAUGAUCUUCAUCUACAGCAGAGUCUUCCUCAUCGCCACACGGCAGGUCAGGCUGAUGAAUGAAAACAAGCUGCGUUUCCUCAGUUGGUGUGACAUCCCCCCAUCAGAGUGGCACCUAGUCAGCCCUGGGAGUCCCAAUGGCAGGGAUGAGAGCAUCACUGGCAGGGAUGUGAGUCCCACUGGUAGUAUCACUGGCAGGGCUGGGAGCAUCACUGGCAGAGCUGGGAGCAUGAACAGGACUGGGAACACCGGCAGGGCUGGGAGCAGCUUCAUUUUUGACUCCAUACAGAGGAGAAGCCAGGGCCGCAGGCACACUCGGGUAACUGUCCUAAAUGAACACAAAGCCAUCAAGACCCUGGGGAUCAUCAUGGGGACCUUUACUCUGUGCUGGUUGCCCUUUUUUGUGUCUAACAUCAUCAAGGUGUUUGACCCAGAUAUCCCCUCCAGGGAAGUUUUUAUUCUGCUCAACUGGCUGGGCUACCUGAACUCAGGCCUCAACCCCAUCAUCUACUGCCACAGCCCAGAGUUUCGCUCAGCCUUCCGGAACCUUCUAUGUUGCCCGUGGCUCUCUAAGGUGGGGCUCAACAGAGUCUUCAAGGGGCUGUGGACUAGUGCCAUGCUGGAGGAGAGUAGAGCCCAUGCAGGCACACACAGCUGCCAGGGCCUGAGACAGAGGCAGGGGCAGAGCCAGGAUCAGGAGCAUGGACUGGGGCAGGAGGGACUGCCUCUGCCGCUAACACCCAUUCAACACAGUCCAGACGGAAUGGAUGUCACUGACACAGCGACAGUCUGAGAGAAAGUCACACCUAUAUGGUAUAUACAGAAUGAAUGCACUAGCUCUAUUUGGUUGAUUGCAUUGUUGGCUUCAUCAAAUUUACAUGAUACACAAGUGUUCAAAAAGGUUUCUUCGGCUGUCCCCAUAGGAUAACUCUUUUUUGUUCCAGGGAGAAUGCUUUUUGGUUCAACAUAGAACCCUUUUGGGUUGCAUGUAGAACCCUCUGUGGAAAGGGUCCUACAUGGAACCCAAAAGGGUUCUCCUAUGGGGAAGGCCAAAGAACCCUUUUAGGUUCCAUAUAGGACCUUUUUUUAAGAGUGUACAAUUCACACAUUUAGAGAUGAGGAAUAAGGAACAAAUGCAAAUAUAUAUACACACAGGAAUCUUUUGGUUAUCACUACGGCAACAGCUUCCAGGAACGA